AUGGCGUGGGUCGAUGGCAGCGCAUCGACGUCGGCCCUGCCGUGGUCCCGUGAGAGCGAGGAUGUGCUGCACCAUACGGUGACGUGUGACUCGGCGGUUCUAGCUCUGGCGGUGGAUGAUGUGCGUGGACGCAUGCUCGUCGGCACGCAGCAGGGCGAUAUCCGUGUGUGGCAUUUGCCUACGUUCGAGGUGCAGGCGGACCUCGUGGGACACCGCAGCAGCGUCUUGUCGCUCGUGCUCUCGGACGACUAUGUGUUCAGUGCGUCCUCUGACAGCACUGUGCGCGUCUGGGAUGCGGAGACCCUGCAGCCGUGCGCGUGUGUGUUUCCUGCGAGCACGAACACCGGUGAUAUCUAUUCGCUCGCCUGGGACGCCAAGGCGCAGGUCCUGUACAUGGGGUGCCAGGACACGUCGAUCGAAUGGAUCUCGAUCACGCGGGCACGUCUGCACGAGGCUGCUUCUGAGCCUCUAUGGCCCACUGCCACGUCGUACGACAAGUUUUUCGACUCGCGCCCGCGCUCGCUGUGGCAUCGGACCACGGAGCGGGAGAUGUCCGCGCGCUCCGCGACGGCCUCGGACCUGUUGCGGCGCACGCAUGUCCGCUGGUCGGACGGACGAACCUGUGCCGACAGCCCCAUGGCGGUGUUGCGUGUCGAUCCUGCGCACGUCGUGCAUUCGGCCCACCACAGCUACGUGUAUUGCAUGACGUGGGCGGAAGUGCAUGGCGAGACGAUGCUCGCGAGUGGGGCGGGUGACGAGGCCGUGCGGCUAUGGCGCCUGUGUGGUGCUUUCCCGACCCUGUUCCGCACGCUGGUCCUGCCGCACCCGGCGGGCGAUGCCGUUCUUUCUUUGGCGGCGUGGAAAGGCACGCUGCUCGCCGGCAAGCAGGGAGGGACGAUCGAUGUGUGGGACAUGGAAAGCUUCACACCCGUCCGCGUUCUGCCAGCGCACACCAAAGACGUGCUGUGCCUCCAGCCGCUGGCCGAAGGCGAUGCGUACGUGUUUUGGUCCGGCGGCGCGGACGGUGCCGUGUGCCGCUUCGACCGCUACUUCCGAUGCUGCGGCCGCUUUUCGGCGCAUACCAAGGACGUGCAGUGCCUCGCACUGCAUGCGGCGCCGCCGACGCGGGCGUACUCGUGGCUCGCUCAUGCGCCGCUGCUCCUGACGGGCGCCUCGGACGGCCACGUACGCCUGUGGCACUACGCCCGCUUCGGCACCGCGCCGCCGAUGCCGAGGCCGUAUGCGUCGUCUCUCUUGCAGCGGCUCGCGCAGUUUGUGCGCUACAAAUCCGUAUCGCACGGCCCGACGAUGCACGCCGACGACGAAAACGGGGAAGACUCGCGUCAGGCAGCGCACUUUCUGCGCACGACCCUGAUGGAGCUGGGCGCGAGUGAUGUGCAGCUGCUGCCGACGGGGCGGCGCACGAACCCCAUGGUGCUCGGCACGUUCCGCGCCGAGCGCCCGCGCCGCCGGUGCCUGUUUUACGGCCACUACGACUGUGUGCCGGCCGGCGACGGCUGGGACUCGGAUCCAUGGACUUUGCAUGGCCGCGACGGCUACGUAUACGGCCGCGGCGUGAGCGACAAUAAGGGGCCCGUGCUGGCCGUCGCGCACGCGGCGAGCGAGCUCUUGCACACGCACCAACUCGACAUGGACGUCGUCAUGCUGGUCGAGGGCGAGCAGGAGGCCGGCUCGUCGCCCUUCCAGGCGUGCCUGCAACAAAACAAGCACCUCCUAGGUCCGAUCGAUACGGUGCUGGUGUGCAAUUCGUACUGGCUCGGCGAGCAUCAGCCGUGCCUCACGAUCGGGCUGCGGGGCGUGCUGCGUGCGCUCGUGCGCAUCAGUGGGCUGGGCGGCGCCGAUCAGCACUCUGGUGUCGAUGGCGGCGCGGAGCGGGAGCCGAUGAUGGACAUGAUCAAACUGCUCGCCUCGCUCGUGGAUGCGGACGGACGUGUCGCGCUGCCGCACUUCUACGACGACGUGCGCGCCGUGACAGACGACGAGCGCGCGCAUCUCGUCGAGCUGGCGCAGGAGGCAUCGCGUUCCACGAGCGUCGAGCGCCUGAUGGCCCUGUGGUGCAUGCCAUCGCUGACCGUGCACCAGGUCACCAACAGCAGCACGGCGCACUCGACCGUCAUCCCACGGGCUGUCGAGGCGUCCGUGAGCAUGCGGAUCGUGCCGGACCAGGACGUGCAUGCCAUCGAGGCGCAGCUCGUGCGCACGAUCCACGAGCACUUUCAGCGCAUGCGCUCGUCCAACACGGUCGACGUACGCGUCUUCCACUGCGCCGACUGGUGGCUCGGGUCCCUGCAGGACGCGGCAUGGGGCGCGCUCGUCGAAGCCGUCGAGGCCGAGUGGGGCGCGCCCGUGCGCUUGAUCCGCGAGGGCGGCUCGAUUCCCGGCAUCGCCAUCCUCGAAAAGGAGCUGGGCGCCAAGGCCGUGCACCUUCCCAUGGGCCAGGCGUCGGACCAUGCGCAUCUCCCGAACGAGCGCAUCCGCCUCGUGAAUCUAGAGAAAGGACAAGCGGUCGUACGCCGCUUUUUUCAAAAGAUGGGGCGCUAG
This is a messenger RNA of Malassezia restricta, 2562 nucleotides long. RefSeq names its product di- and tripeptidase. Gene Ontology annotation, molecular function: peptidase activity; protein binding. Bases 1 to 2562 code for a protein of 853 amino acids. The record is from RefSeq and is a predicted model, not a curated record. NCBI's taxonomy places the organism in Eukaryota, Fungi, Basidiomycota, Malasseziomycetes, Malasseziales, Malasseziaceae. The transcript is spliced from 2 exons. Gene Ontology annotation, biological process: proteolysis; glutathione catabolic process.